Molecule: messenger RNA, 1808 nt
Organism: Erpetoichthys calabaricus (reedfish)
Lineage: Eukaryota; Metazoa; Chordata; Cladistia; Polypteriformes; Polypteridae
Gene: grtp1a
Product: growth hormone regulated TBC protein 1a
Exons: 8
Coding region: 385-1455 (356 amino acids)
Source: RefSeq, a predicted model, not a curated record
CAGUUCACCAGCGACACUCCGGGUUUUCGGUGGCAGCGCAAUGUGGCUGUCGGAAAAACAGAGUAGACAGGUGCAGUACGCGGUCGCCGUGAACCUUCGUAGUAACCAACUCUCAAGUUGGACACCCAUGGAAUGAGUGCCACGGAACAGCAUUCCGGCAACGGGCUUGUCUCUCUGGAUGUGACGGUACUGGAGGUGCGCGGUUUUGCGCUGGGGAUGAACUUUGGAACGUUCCACUUUAUGAGCUGUGGUAGCCACUCGUCGUGAUGUGCUGGAUCGGCACUUUCUGAAGUGCCGUGGCUGUAGGGUGACAGCCGCCGUCUCGGGACUGUUUCAACUUUGUUUUGUUUUCUUUUUUGUUCACUUUUGACAGUUGAUUUAUCAAUGGAAGAACGAAACCGCAACCGAGAAACGCAGGAGCAGCAGCUCAAUGAGUUUGAUAAAAGCACGGCCAAGGAGCGCAUUGACAGGAUUGAUCCCUAUGGCUUUGAAAGAUCCACUGACUUUGAUUAUGAUGCCUAUGAAGAGUUUAUGUCUGUUUAUCUUGCCAUACUCACUAGACGAAGUAUCAAAUGGUCAAAACUUUUGAAGGGAAACAAAAAAGUUGGAAAAAGUUUAAAAGUGAAGAGGUAUGUUAGGAAAGGCAUUCCCAAUGAACACCGUUCCCUAAUUUGGAUGGUAUCAAGUGGUGCUCAGGCACAGAUGGAUCAGAACCCAGGUUAUUAUAGCAAACUGCUGAAUGGAGAAAAGGAUGCAAAACUUGUUGAUGCUAUCAAUACAGAUCUGCACAGAACAUUUCCAGACAAUGUUUUGUUUCGUAAAACUGCAGAACCUUCCCUUCAGAAGGCACUGUUUAAUGUACUUGUUGCUUAUGGACAGCAUAACAAGACUGUGGGUUAUUGUCAGGGCAUGAAUUUUGUUACUGGGUAUCUGAUUAUUAUCACAAAAGAUGAAGAAAAAUCUUUCUGGUUGUUGGAUGCUCUUCUUGGCAGAAUUUUACCAGAUUACUACAGCCCUGACAUGCUGGGUCUUAAGGCCGACCAAGAAGUACUUGGAGAGCUGGUGAAAGUCAAGGUUCCAGGUGUCUGGCAGAUGAUGGAGCAGCAUGGUGUCAUGUGGACUUUAGUGGUGUCCCGCUGGUUCAUUUGCCUCUUCGUCGAUGUUCUUCCUGUUGAGACUGUCCUUCGUAUUUGGGACUGUUUAUUCUAUGAGGGAUCAAAAAUACUUUUCCGAGUUGCCUUGACUUUAAUAAAACACAAUCAAACAACGAUACUGCAAGCCAGGAAUUUCCCGGAUGUUUGUGAUAAAUUUAAACAGAUCAUCAAGGGGCAUUUCGUGGAGGACUGCCAUGGAUUUAUGCAGAGCAUCUUCAUCGAGCCUGGCAGUCUUCCUAUGACAACCAUUAACAAGCUACGGGAAAAGUGUCAAGCCAGCCUCCUUGCUCAGGGACUUUGAGUGUUGCACUUUAGGUCACACAUCGGUUAGCAAUAUUUCUUACAUUCCUCUCUCUUGAUUUGCACUAAGAGUACUGAUUUACAAACUUUCAUGACUUUUAGUUCACUAAAUAGUUAACUGGCUUUGGAAAGACUGUUGUGUAAAUCUGAAUCUGAAUUGUAUAUAAAUGAAAAUGUUUUUAAAUAUUUCUGUUAAACUGAAUGAGUCUUAAUAAUAUUUAAAACACAAAGGAUUUCUAAGAGGUAAAUCUGUCAUUUUUAAAACAUCUGUUUGUAUCCAUUUUCCUUUAGUUAAACAGAAUGAAACUUAACUGUUAAAUGUUUUCUUAGGAAAAUAAAUAACCAGUUGUGAUA